AAAGUAGCAGCCAUUGGCUAAUGCAGCUUGAUCUUCUAUGCGACUCCACCAAUCCUCGUUUUCAAACAGCUCGACAUGGCAGAAGCUUAACUCAACUCGCGUUGCGUUGUAUUCAAAAUCCCUCCACAAGUCUCCAAGCCUCCAACGUCGUAUGUGACGAAAAAUUAUAGCAGUGAUCCUUUCCUUGCAGAGUUGCAGUUGCGAUUAAGCAAAUGAGAAUUCUGAAUAUCACAACGCUGAUAACAACGACGGCUAUUUGACGAAUUUCUCGUAACUAUUGAAUACUUAGGCUUCUAUUAUUCGAUUCCAGAAGAGAUGAAUUUGGGGGAUUUGAACAAAGUAUGGGAAAUUAAAGCCCUAGAGAAACCAGGAGAAGAAGAAGCUAAAGAGAUGCUCGAGAAAAUAGCCAAACAGGUUCAACCCAUCAUGCGUAAGCGCAAAUGGCGUGUCAAGCUCCUGUCCGAAUUUUGUCCGAGCAACCCAGCUGUACUGGGUUUGAAUAUAGGAGGUGGAGAGCAUGUGAAACUGAGGCUUAGGAGGCCAAACAGAGACUGGGAUUUCUUCCCAUUCGAUCAGGUUCUGGAUACGAUGCUUCAUGAACUAUGCCAUAAUGUUCAUGGUCCUCACGACGCCAAUUUCUAUAAGCUUUGGGAUGAGUUGAGAAAGGAAUGUGAGGAGCUGCUUUCCAAGGGAAUAACUGGAACGGGGGAGGGGUUUGAUCUGCCAGGGAGGCGUUUGGGGGGGUUUUCCCGCCAGCCUCCUCUAUCAUCUCUACGUAAAACUGCCUUAGAUGCUGCAGAAAAGAGAGCAAAAUUGGGAUCUAUGCUUCCAUCUGGACCUAAAAGGCUUGGUGGUGAUAGCACCAUUAUGGGCGCACUCAGUCCAAUUCAAGCUGCAGCAAUGGCUGCAGAAAGAAGAUUAAAGGAUGACAUUUGGUGUGGUUCUCAGUCUGCUGAGGUUUUUGAGCAAGGAGAAAGUAGCAAUGACGUCAAGGAAAACCUUUCAGAUGUGGGUCAAAUUACAGAAUGCUCGAGGCCAGAUAAUGGGUCCAAACUUAAUCACGACACUGUACAUAAUCUAGAGGAACAUGCUACAUGGGAGUGUGGAACGUGCACAUUGUUGAAUACGUCAUUAGCCCCAAUAUGCAAGCUUUGUAGCACAGAAAAGCCCAAAGAUGCGAGCACCAAGUAUAAAACAUGGUCCUGCAAAUUCUGCACCUUGAAUAAUAGUGUGAAGCUGGACAAAUGCUCAGCAUGCAAUCAAUGGAGAUAUUCAUAUGGCCCACCAGUGUCAACGCGCCCACCCAAUCUUGGGACUUGAACAGUUGCAAGCAAGAAGGGUCGCGAGUUUUAGAUGUCCCAAACAGUUGAUAAUUCCUGAUGAAUUCACUAUACGGAGUUUUUGGCAUUACUGUUGUCUGGUAUAUAUGUUUGAUUACCACAUUGGCUCCAUUUCUUAAAAGGAUAUUGUAUAUGUACCACAUUGCCUCCACCAUUCACCAUGCGGAAAAAGGUUGGUUCUUCCUUUCCAACUUCUUUGUAUGUUGCAUCUCAAUAAAUAAUUUUCCCUGCAUCUUCCCUUCA
Molecule: messenger RNA, 1583 nt
Organism: Manihot esculenta (cassava)
Lineage: Eukaryota; Viridiplantae; Streptophyta; Magnoliopsida; Malpighiales; Euphorbiaceae
Product: DNA-dependent metalloprotease WSS1
Exons: 5
Coding region: 316-1320 (334 amino acids)
Source: RefSeq, a predicted model, not a curated record